Messenger RNA from Vespula vulgaris, 7228 nucleotides. RefSeq names its product tyrosine-protein kinase Abl (gene Abl). Bases 499 to 4950 code for a protein of 1483 amino acids. The record is from RefSeq and is a predicted model, not a curated record. The transcript has 14 exons. NCBI's taxonomy places the organism in Eukaryota, Metazoa, Arthropoda, Insecta, Hymenoptera, Vespidae. Gene Ontology annotation, molecular function: ATP binding; non-membrane spanning protein tyrosine kinase activity; transmembrane receptor protein tyrosine kinase activity. Gene Ontology annotation, cellular component: signaling receptor complex. Gene Ontology annotation, biological process: cell surface receptor protein tyrosine kinase signaling pathway; multicellular organism development; protein phosphorylation.
CCAUGAACAUAAAGAGUUUUUCAAAGCCGAUUAGAAAAGCUAUUUAUCGUUGUAUCGUACAUAAAGAAAAAUCAUUAUUUAUCAUCGGCAUGUAAAUAUCAAUUUGAAAUUAUUAAAAAUAGAGAUAUACGAAGGGAAACAAUUCAAAUCACGACCAAUCGAAAAAGUCAAAUUCGAUAUUUCGACGCAUCAAUGAACAUGUAAUUCGUGCACGCAUGUAAACCAACCCCCGAUGUGCUGCCCCACAGCAAUGCGCCGACAAACUAAAUAAUCGACGUCAAAGCUGUCAAAUAUGGCGAGAGUAGCGAGCGUAAUUGACAUAUAAAAAUGUGAAUAUAAGGGCCAUCACAGUGAUUUGUGAUUUAAAAUAAACCCGCGUUUUGUUUUAUAAAACGUAUAAUGUAAGUUUGAAUAGUGUGUCAAAAGUGAGUGCGUGAGGAACUUGGCCUCGGCGUAUUUGUAGCCGAGGGAAUAUAAGGGCAUGGUAAUUGAGGAACUAUGGGUGCUCAACAAACUAAAGACAGAAUAAUUCCAGCCGGGUCUACCGUGCGACAAACGCGAAAGCAACCCAGAAAUUUGAAAGAGUCUCGUAUUAUAGGAUCUAACAUAUUUACUGAACACAGUGAGGCUUUAUUACAAAGUAGACCCCUACCUCACAUUCCAGCAUUGCCAGAGGGGGAUCCUCCUAGUAGUUCUAAUGUUCAACCAAUUUCACAACAAGCAAAUAUUCAACAACAUACUAGUGUAUCUACCAGUGGACUCCUUGAAGCUGCUAACAGGUGGACUAGCAAGGAGAAUCUUUUAACACAAGAAGAAGAUGAUCCACAAUUAUUUGUUGCAUUAUAUGAUUUUCAAGCAGGAGGAGAAAAUCAGCUUAGUUUGAAGAAAGGCGAACAAGUACGUAUUCUCAGUUAUAAUAAAAGUGGAGAGUGGUGUGAAGCACAUUCAAGUGCUGGUCAAGUAGGGUGGGUUCCAUCGAACUAUGUAACUCCCGUUAAUUCCUUGGAAAAGCAUUCUUGGUAUCAUGGAAGAAUAUCUAGAAAUGCUGCAGAAUAUCUUUUAAGUUCUGGCAUAAAUGGUAGUUUUCUUGUUCGUGAAUCAGAGAGCAGUCCAGGUCAACGUAGCAUUUCUUUAAGAUAUGAAGGACGAGUGUAUCAUUACAGAAUCAAUGAAGAUAGCGAAGGAAAGAUGUUUGUCACAACAGAAAGUAAAUUUAAUACGUUAGCUGAACUGGUUCACCAUCAUUCAAUGCUUGCUGAUGGUCUUAUUACGCAACUGCUUUAUCCUGCACCAAAGCAUAACAAGCCUACUGUGUUUCCACUUAGUCCAGAGCCAGAUGAAUGGGAAAUUAAUCGGACUGAUAUAGUAAUGAGGCAUAAAUUAGGUGGGGGACAGUAUGGUGAUGUAUAUGAAGCAGUUUGGAAGAGGUAUAAUAUGACAGUUGCUGUGAAGACAUUAAAGGAAGAUACUAUGGCACUUAAAGAUUUUCUGGAAGAAGCUGCAAUAAUGAAAGAAAUGAAACAUAGAAAUUUGGUACAAUUAUUAGGAGUUUGUACACGUGAACCACCAUUUUACAUUAUCACAGAAUUUAUGAGUAAAGGAAAUUUGUUAGAUUAUUUGCGUAACGAAAGCAAACAUCAAAUCAAUGCUGUUGUUCUCAUGCACAUGGCAACUCAAAUAGCAAGUGGUAUGAGUUAUUUAGAAAGCAGAAAUUUUAUUCACAGAGAUUUAGCGGCACGUAAUUGUUUGGUUGGAGAAAAUCAUUUAGUAAAAGUCGCAGAUUUUGGUUUAGCACGAUUAAUGAGAGAUGACACAUAUACAGCUCAUGCUGGUGCUAAAUUUCCUAUAAAAUGGACCGCCCCGGAAGGUUUAGCUUAUAAUAAAUUUUCUACAAAGUCUGAUGUGUGGGCAUUUGGAAUCUUAUUGUGGGAAAUUGCGACUUACGGCAUGUCUCCGUACCCUGGUGUGGAUUUGACAGAUGUUUAUCACAUGUUGGAAAAGGGUUAUAGGAUGGAAUGUCCACCUGGUUGUCCACCUAAGGUGUACGAGUUAAUGAGACAAUGUUGGCAAUGGUCAGCAAUAGAACGACCAACUUUCAAAGAAAUUCAUCAUUCAUUAGAAAAUAUGUUUCAAGAAUCUAGUAUUACAGAAGAAGUUGAAAAACAACUGCAAGGUGGAGGAGAAAUUCCAUUGCUUGCAUAUAAAAAAUCACAAACUGGUAGUACUGGAAACAUCCAUGGACUUGUACUUGUAUCUGAACAAAUGUCUUCCUCUGGUAUAGCACAAGAUGGUGCUAGUUCUGUAACUAAAUUAAGUACUUUUGUGGGUGGAUUAUCGAGUAAAAGUAACAGUAAUAUCGUACAAAUGAGACGUUCAACAAAUAAAAAAGGGAAACAAGCACCUGCACCUCCAAAACGAACGAGUCUAUUAUCAUCGUGCAGUUCAUUUCGCGAUUCGGCAUACCAGGAACAAGAUCAACAAAAUACCGAUGCUGCCACCAUAGCACUUGAUGAUGCCACAGAUCUAAAUGGUAUUGAUAAGAUUUUUGAAGGUAUCACACGAGAUCUUGUGACAAUGGCUACACAGUCAAUUACUACAGGAGGUUGCGAAGUGGACGACGAUGGAGAUGGGUCUCAGGGGACAGCAGAACCCAAUUUUGUUCCUCAACCAUCAACUUCGCCAGAACCUGUUUCCAACAUACCAUGCAAUCAGAAACAAAUUAAAACACGACCUUAUCCAUCUAAGGAAGUACUGCCUCAGAAGUUGGUACAUGUAGGUGCACUAGAGGUGCAAAAUGUUAAGAGGGCAAUUAACCGUUAUGGUACCCUACCUAAGGGUGCAAGAAUUGGCGCCUACCUAGAAAGUCUUCGGCAGAGCGGAAUGCCUUCUAAUCAAGAGAACAUUGCGACUACAUCGGCAAUAUCUACAGUUGUGGAACAACAUGAUGUUACAAGUAGUACGGAUACGCCGCAACAUCGUUCACUUUCUCCUCGUCAGAACAAUUUACGUAAUCAACCUCAAAUGACGCGCAGUAAUUCUUCCAGUGGUGUAGUAAAUACUUACCAACCACCAAAUUCACCACGCAGUCGGACAGUAGGGAUUAGAAAAAAUAAUACAGAAAAUAUUGGAUUAAGAACUUUCCGAGGUCCAAAUAAUACUGGUUUUAGAACAGCCAGUCCAUCAAGAUCCGUUCAACCAACGCUUGCUGAUCUUGAAUUUCCUCCACCUCCUAUAGACUUGCCACCACCGCCAGAUGAAAUUUUUAAUCCUGCAGAUCAGUGCGAUUUGCCUCCGCCUGUAACGGCCUCUCCAAAUAGUGAUAUUUCUCAUAUUAAAACAACCAAUUCACCAGUAAGUGUCAGAAAAUUAAAAGCAGAAUGGAAGAUAAAGGAUGAAGUAAAUGACGAUCAAGAUGAUAAGAACAACGACGUUAGAAAUGUAGAACCUUCUGUGAAAGAAGCUAGUUCUAGAUUUGGUGUAAACUUACGGCGCAGAGAAACUACUAGCGAAGUACAUUGUGCCGUAAAUAAAUGUUUGGAUGAUAAGAAAACAAUUCUUAAAACGAAAGAGGUAUCUAGUAACGUAAGACUAGAAUCAACGGAAUUAAUAUCAUCUCCGGAAGAAGCACCACCACCGCCUCCGCCUCCACCUCCACCUCCUGCUGCUGUUGGUAUCACAGAUACGUUUGAAUCUAAACCAGGGAUGAAGGAGAUGUUAGAGUUAAAAUUGGUUAAUGAAAUAAAACAAAGUGCUGAUAUGAAACACGGAGGAUCUGUAAAAAAAAGUGGAAUUGCAGGUAAUGUACCUUCGUUACCUCUUGAUCCUGCAUCUCAGUUAUUAUCAGAGUUAUGUGCCAGCUUUAGUAUGGAUACAAACAAACAUUCAGUACAAAAUGAGUAUGCCAUUUCUAAUCUGAAGAGCAAUGAUAGUUUUUCCAUUGCACAGGAUCAUCAUUUAAGUCUUGAUAAGCACAGUACACACAAAGAGAUUGAUGCAUCUUCACCUAUAACAGAGAGUGUAAUAAGCACUGGUAAUAUAGGUUUCAAAUUGAAGAAGGUAGAUAAGAGGAAUAAUCCACAAAAGGAAGAAACUGGAGAUAAUCAAAUAAUUGAUUUUAAGGCUAGAUUACGAAAGGUAGAUAAUGCAGAAAAAGAUAAAGUUGUGGAAGAUAAAACAAAACGGUUUGAUGAUAUUGGAAGUAGUAUCACAGAUUCUUCAGAAUUGGGUACAGAUGAUCAAGUUGAUGACAAACGUAGAAGUACUGGAAGUAUAAGUAGCCUAAAAAAAUUAUGGGAAAAUAAAGAAGCUUCUUGCGAUAAUCAGCCGCUCAGUCCUAAAUUAAGUGUUCGAGGUGUAAACAAGCCAGACAUAGUUGAUGCAGGUGAAGACUCACCAGAAGAUCAUAGUGGAGCAUCAACACGUAGUUCUACUAGUAAAGGAGACACAAGAGUAUGGCCUCCAACAUCAUCCACAGAUAUAGAAAAACCUGUUGUGCCAGCUAAGCCACUAAAACCAUUAGUUUCUUCAACUAAACAUUUUGGUUCCUCAAUAUAUGCUACACCAAAUUGCAAUAAAUCUACUUCACAGACAGAUGAAGAUGCAAAUAAACAAACUGCCGAAUCAAAAGGUGCAGUAAAACAUAGUGUAAUCGAAAUUUCGAAUGUUAUUGAAAAUAGUAUUUUGAAUCUUAGAGGUAGUCCAACUAUAAUUAUGGCUAGUUGGCUUCAACUAUCUGAUAAAGUUGGUUUGCUCCAUGGUAUGUGCAUAAGUCUUACAGAUACUGCAAUAGCACCACAUGCGAGGUUUCAGUUCCGUGAUUUACUCACUAGACUUGAGCUACAAGCACGACAACUAAGAGCAGCUGGAACAAGAAAUAUUGCAGAGAAUACAAGACUAUUAAGUGAGGUUCAAAAUACAAUAAAAGAUGUAAUAAAUACAGUGCAGAGAUAAAGUAUAUAUUGGUGGUGGAAAAUCAAAAAUAACAUUUUACACUCUCUUACAUUUCUGUUGAAAUUUUGAAUUAAUUUCUGUCACCAGUUUGAAUAUAUAUAAUAAAUAUACGUAAAUAUAUAUAUAUAUACAUAUAUAUGUAUAUAUAUACAUAUAUAUAUGCAUACAUAUGUGUGUAUAUAUACACACACACAUAUAUAUAUAUGCGCAUACAUAUAUACAUAUACAUGACAUAGCAUAUCUUAUUUUAAUCAAUGCAUCAAAAUAUUUUUAAUCAACAAAUUUCAAAUAAAAAUAUUUCCUUGUAUUGACUCAUUAAAAAAAUGAGAUAUCCUUAUGUACAACGUAUACGUAUAUGUGUAUAUAUAUAUGAAUCAUAAAUCAUACAUGCAUACAUAUAUACAUAAGUAUAGAUAUAUAUCUAAGUCACUAGUAAGGUCUAAGAACAAUGUUUUAAUCAUAAUAAUUAUGCUUAAAAUAAUAUCAAGUAAUGAAUGUGAAUGAAAGUAAGGGUUGUUGAGUUAUGGUUGUAUGUUUAUGCUAUUACAAACAUUUUGUGCGGUUGAAGCAUAAUAAGAAAGUAUACUACAAAUAUUUCUUUAAUAUGUUUUUCUGAAGAGAAUGAUUUGCAAGAUUCAUAAUUUUACGUUUGCACAUAUUUACACCUAAAUAAUAUCGAUUUUGGUGUCAAAAGUAUUGAAUAUUAUUAUCUAUGAUCAUGUGUAGGUUUUGCAAUAUAAGCCUUGAUAAAAGAUAUUCAUUUUGCAUGAUUACAUUUUUAUAUAAAGAGACGUAUGAUCUAAAAUAUGAUAGUAUAUGUGAUGAUCAUAGUAACAAUAUGAAUAGUUUAUCACAGUUUUAAUAAUAACUGAAGUACCAGUGGUGCAUAUAAAUGUAAUGUGAAUGAUUGCCAUUACAAAAUGUAGACACUUUCUUAAGCUGCUUAUGUAUCGUAAAUCAUUUCAUUUACAUGUAAUUUUAUACACAUCAUUGCUUAGUACAUUUAUGCGAAGUUGUAGGUCACAUUAUAAAUACAAACUAUAAUGUUAAGAUAUCUUACAUGUACUGUGGGACAAUAUAACAAUUUUGUAUUUGUAUAGCAUAAGUUGAAUAACAACUGUACUAAGUAUCGUAUGCCUACAUAAAUUAUCCAGAAUGAGAAAAUUGAAUGUAAUUAAUCAAAUUCUUAAGUGUCGUGUGCUUUGUUUAAUCAUGGAUAUAUGGAAAUGUUCUUCCAAAGGCACAGCAGUAAAGGAAUAUGUUUGGAAAUUUUCAUAAAAAUAUCGGCGCAUUGACUCUUUACUCUUGCACAUAUUUUUUAUACAAAUUUCUAUCGGACCAGUAGGUUCACAUUCAGAAUAAUUUUUCUCCAAAAUGUGUAAUAGACUCAUAAUUUUUAAUUUUUAAUCAUUGUAUUAAUACAAUUGGAACUUAUAAAAAGCAAAUUUCUCACUUUAUUGUAAAGUUCAAAAUUUUUUAAUAUAUUUAAUUUAUAAAUUAUAAUAUAUAUAAUCUUAAAUACUCAAAAGUUAUAACAAUAAUUAUCAAUAUAAAUAUAAUCAAUUUAAUUGAUUACUCUGCCAAUAUUGUUACUUAUUCUGUUGUUAAAUCUACAAUAUUUUUUAUUUAUUUUAUGGGAAUUUUUGAACUUAUACUUUAUUAAAUCUGUGCUUGAAACUAAGUAGAAUGCAAUACAAACAGAAGUAAUAGUGACCAAUGAAAUGUGUCUUAUGACACUGCCUAUUAGUACAUUCAAUAUAUUAACAUUAAUAGCAUACAAUGUAAUUUUGGAUGAAUUACUCAUUUUCUUUAAAUCAUUUGUACCUGUGAUAAGCUAAACCAUUAUUUUAUUAUUUGUAUUAAUUGAGAAACUGAAUUCAAGAAAAAAGAUAAUUACACAAAUGAAUUUUAGCUGAUGGAUAUUCAUUUAGAAAUUAUUAUUAUUAAAAGUGACACGAAAGUCCUUGUUUUAUAUAAUAUGUAUUAUAGUAGUUUUAUGUCUAUUUAUACUUGUAUUUAUUUUUUAUUUUUUGAUGUAAAAUUACAUUUCUAAAGACCAAUGUACUGAUUCACUAAUACAAAAUUUUAAUAUUGCUUUAUACAUUCAUAUAAGAUCGAAAAUGAAAAUAAAAAUAAUUAUGGAACUAAAAUGCUUUUUAAAUCAAUAACAAGCAUCAUAGAAUAAUAAAGCACAAUGUCAUAUUUUAUAAAAUUUCUUAUGUAUAAUGCGAACACUUUCUUAAUGUUAUUAUACAAUAUAUACAACUUAUAAAAGACA